Molecule: messenger RNA, 555 nt
Organism: Closterium sp. Naga37s-1
Lineage: Eukaryota; Viridiplantae; Streptophyta; Zygnematophyceae; Desmidiales; Closteriaceae
Source: the annotation of a GenBank genome assembly
AUGUUUCCGAACCGGUUUGUGGUUCGGCAGCCCAGGGCAGGUCCGGCGGCGGAGGUUUGGGCGAAGCUGAUGGAGAGAGACGCGCAGCUCAUGCAGAUGCUGGCCAACCGGCGCAUGCUGGAGAAGGUGGGGUCCGGUGUGGGUGUGGUUGUGCCAGCAGAGUUGACUUUUGAGUGGAUGGUGGAGAAGGUCAUGGCCACCAACGAUCUCACCUGCACUGACUUGGACAAGGUCACUUUUGCCGAGCCUCUGACAGAGGAAGAAGCGGAGCAGCUGGUGGGGCUGGCAGCAGCACACGCCAUCAUGCAGGGCGCAGCAGAGGGGGCGAAGGGAGGGGCCACGGAGACCAGCACGGGGGAGUCAGAGAGAAUGGCAAAGGAGAAGGAGGGGGAGCAGGAGGAGAGGAGGGAGGGGAAGGGUGAGGAAAAGGAGGGGGAGGAGAAGGGUAAGGAUGGGGGGAAGGAGGAUAGGGAAGGGGAGGUGGAGGAUGGAGAAAGUGACGGAGGCGAGCUUGUCAUUUCAGCCAAGAGGUGGGUGCUGGAGUUGCAGCAUUAG